AGUGUCAAAUUGACAUAUCGAAAAUUUGUGUGUUUUUGCUAAAGUUUGUCGGUGCCUCAAAGGAGACGAAUUUUCCUCCUUUUCCUUUUGGGAAAUACAUAAAACUUUCGGAAUUUCUAUUAAAACAAACAACUAAAAUGCUUGCCAACUGUGCAACAAAGACUCUGCAGUAUGUGCGCGGCAGUGUGCGUGCCAUCGCUACAUCGGCCAUGCAACGCAGUGACAAUUUGUUUGUCCAUCGCGAUACUCCUGAAGACAAUCCAGACAUCCCAUUCGAAUUCACACCGGAAAAUAAGAAGCGUGUGGAGGCCAUCUUGAGUAUAUAUCCUGAAGGCCACAAACGUGGUGCCAUGAUCCCACUUUUGGAUUUGGCCCAGCGCCAAUAUGGUUGGUUACCAAUUUCGGCCAUGCAUAAAGUGGCUGAAAUUUUGGAUUUGCCCAAUAUGCGUGUCUAUGAAGUUGCCACAUUCUACACAAUGUUUAUGCGCAAACCCACUGGUAAAUAUCAUGUUCAAGUAUGUACCACCACUCCAUGCUGGUUGAGGGGAUCCGAUGAGAUUUUGGAGACAUGCAAGAAAACUUUAAACAUUGGCGUUGGAGAAACCACCAAAGAUAUGAAAUUUACCAUUUCUGAGGUAGAAUGUUUGGGCGCCUGUGUAAAUGCUCCUAUGGUGGCUAUUAACGAUGAUUACUAUGAAGAUUUAACUGCUAAGGAUAUGCAAGCUAUUUUAGCUGAUUGCAAAGCUGAUCGUGUCUCUCCUCCUGGUCCCCGCAAUGGCCGUUUCGCCAGUGAACCUAAAGGGGAACCCACCUCCUUGUCUGAGGAACCCAAAGGUCCUGGAUUUGGUAUUCAGCCUGGUCUUUAAAUUUGAAACCCACACAUAGUUCUAUCCAUUUAGAAAUUUUUAAAUAAAUUAAAAAUCGUUUUCGUGAGAAUGAUCAAGUGAAGUAAAUGUAA
Molecule: messenger RNA, 958 nt
Organism: Stomoxys calcitrans (stable fly)
Lineage: Eukaryota; Metazoa; Arthropoda; Insecta; Diptera; Muscidae
Gene: ND-24
Product: NADH dehydrogenase [ubiquinone] flavoprotein 2, mitochondrial
Exons: 5
Coding region: 138-866 (242 amino acids)
Biological process (GO): mitochondrial electron transport, NADH to ubiquinone
Molecular function (GO): NADH dehydrogenase activity
Source: RefSeq, a predicted model, not a curated record